Messenger RNA from Brassica oleracea var. oleracea, 1389 nucleotides. RefSeq lists its product as uncharacterized. Lineage: Eukaryota; Viridiplantae; Streptophyta; Magnoliopsida; Brassicales; Brassicaceae. Gene Ontology annotation, molecular function: box C/D methylation guide snoRNP complex binding. Gene Ontology annotation, biological process: box C/D snoRNP assembly. The transcript has a single exon. The coding region runs from base 103 to 615 and encodes 170 amino acids. The record is from RefSeq and is a predicted model, not a curated record.
CCCUAAAGCUAAUAGCGGCGAUUUCACAGGCGACAUCAAGCUCCACCGACGCAAACUCUUUUUCUAGGUACACUUCUCUUCUUCUCCAAAGCUUCGAACAUCAUGGAAGGGAAGGGAAAUUGCAGAGACUUACUUGAAUUGGAACACAAGAAUCCGUCUUCUUCUUCCUCCUCUGCUAUUGAUUCAGCACUUUUGAUCCGUAAGGAGAAGAAGAGGGAGGCUCCUCCAUCGAAGCCAACGACAGCUCCAGUUCCCAAAAGCGAGUUUCUCGACAAAGUUAAAGGCUUUCUGGGGAUCAUGGCGGAAGCUAACAAAAAGUUGGAGCAAGAAACAGAGGAAGGAAACUCUGAGGCUUUUGAUAUCGAAGCACUUACGGGGAACGAAUCUCAAGUGAUCGAGAUGGAUUUGAUGCUCGGUGUUGCUGAUCUCAACACACCUGAAGCAGUCAGUGCGGCUGAAGCAGCUAUUGCCGGUAAUGGUGUGGCUAACAGAAGUGGAGGAGAUUCAAGCAGCGAUGAGAGUGAUGGUGACCACGACGAAGAUGAUGAUGAUAAGAUGUGCUCUUCAGGUGAAGAAAGUAGCAGAAAAGGAACCAAGAUCGUUGAGCUCUCUUGAGAUUCAUCAGUUGUGUUUUGUCGAAAAAGAAACACUUGGCAAUUAUGAUUAGUUAUAACCGUGAUACUGCCUGGUAACUUGUCUGUCAAUGGAGGCUUUUCCCCCAUCGAUGGACCAACGCAUUUGAGAGUAAUGGCUGCACAUGUAGUAACCAUAGCUUCUAUAGAAUCAAUUAACCAUAGAUAAGACACGUUUUGUAUAGACAUACAGAUAAGUCCAGACGCUAUAUUCUUUCGGGAGGGGGUUCUCAGCUGAUGCUCUUUCAACAUCAAGUUUCUUUAAACCUGUAAUCUCAAGCAGGGGAGACUCUAUUACAUCUACUUUUUUUUCUGGUAGAAACUUGCAUGAAUAGAAGAAAACAGGAUUCGGAAACCAACAUAAUACUAUUUUGGUUGUGAAAGAUUAGACUGAAGAAGAUAUAUAGUUUUGCAAAAUGUACCUAGGGUGGUCCUGGUGGAGCAGCUCAAUCUCCUCAGGCUUGUCAUUCAACUUUGACAUCACCAUACGGGACAUACCUGAGAUCGUCCAAAAUCAUACAAAUCAAAGUCCUGCCGCUGCAAUCAAACUAUAAGAUUGACCAAGAAGAGUUGACGGUUUACCGGAUUUCAGACUCCAUCUUCUCACGAGCUCUGACCUGAGCAUAAACCGAUAUAUAUAUUCAGAUAUUAAAGAGCAACUAAAGGUAGCCAAUAUGUUGAACAUAUUUGCAAGACAAGUUAAGGGUGGUAAGGGCUGGUAACUGUUCACAAAGUCAAAGAGCACCCAUUUCCUGAA